UCACUCCGCCCACACUCACAGAGGAGGCAAAGAUCAGCCCUUCGCGGUCACUUCUGAAAACCGUGGAGAGUUAUAAAUAAAUGAGUUCGUGUUUGUUUUGUAGUUCAGAUCAUGAUGAAACAGGACCAGCAGUACCUUCAGCAUCACUCCCAGAACCAAUGAGACUGCUGAAACACUAUCUGACUUUAUUGAUAAUCAUAAAAGCCCUGCAUCAGAGGGAUUGAUCGAGACUGUGGGGAGUAUUUGGUCCCAUAUGCAUACAUCCACAGAGACAGACUUCCAUCAGGGCUUUAAUACAGAUCUACAGUGAGUAUGUGCAUCAAAAGCUCAGAGCAACACUCAUCAUAAUGAUACAGUCUGAUAUAGUUUGAUUUAGGGUUCAUAUGUAAGCACAUGAGCACCUGUAAAUAACAAAGCAGUGUCUGCGUCUGUUCAGCAGACGCACAGUAUUUGAUUCUUCAAAGCAAAUUGAGACAAAAUUGGUAACUUUCUUUUUCCUCUAAAUUCAUAAACAUAAUACACAAAAACAUGAAGUUCUCUGAGCUGUGUCUGGACUUCCUGCCUGCAGCUACAAUGUGUCACAUAAAGCAAGAGUUCAACAUGUUGGGACAUAAACAUAUUCACUUCCUUACUAAGAGUUAGAUAAGAAGACAGAGACCACUCUCAUGUCCACUCACUAAAUACAAAGCUACAGCCACCUGCUGGUUAGCUUAGCAUAAAGACUGGAAACAAAGGGAAACAGCUAGCCUGGAUCAGUCUUAGAGUAACAAAAUCUUCCUCUAAAACUCUUUGGAUAUCUUUGUAGAGAACCCUGCUAGCCGUUUCUCCCUGUUUCCAGUCUUUAUGCUAAGCUAAGCUAACUGUUGUCUGGCUCCGGCCAUAUUUAACAGACAGACAUGAAAGUCGUAUUGAUCCUCUCACCUAACUCUCAGCAAGAGAGUAUUAAACUAUUAAAGUGGUUGGUGCUGCUUACACUGGCCUCCAGUAAUGAUAAUGACUGCUGUGCUCAACAUUGUUAUUUUUAGUAUGUGAUAUGUACAUUUUUAUUUAUAUUUAUAUCAGUAGUUUGAGCUUCAAUACUUAAGUUUGGUGCAUUGGACAGAGGUUGUUGCAGUUGCAAAUGUGAAUUGAUUGUUGUUGUUUAAUAACAAACACCCAGAGGGCUCCGUCCUACAAUUAAGUGCCACAAUCUUACCUGGAAAAGGAGUAAAAGAAACAGCACACAUAAAAACUAAUAACAGGAUCUGUUGUGCAGCUGUGUUUUCCUCCAGCAGAUGACACUAGUGGGUCAGUGAUGAGUUCACUGAGAGCAGCCAACUCAUUGUUUGUACAUGAAGAAAUCUGUUCCAGAAAUAUCACAACUUUUAUUAAUCACACAGUUAUAAAUACAGUAACUGUUCAUGGUUUGUAGGUAAACUACAUUUCGAUCAGACGUUUUUAAAGAUACUGUGGGUGUGUAGAUUAAAUGUGACACACAGAAGACUUAAAAUGUAUACAAUGAACAUGUGUGUGUUUUAUAAAGCUUUACUAACUACACUAAUUAGUAUAAAUUAAAUAUAAAGUAGGUCUAUGUACAUUAUAAAGUCUUUAUACACAUUAAUAGAGAUUAUGUAGACCUUCUGCUACUGCAUGACUUCAAUCAAUCUGUCAAUAUAGGUUAUAAAACAUCAUUAUUUUAUUAUUACCAUAGGAUGCAACCUUUGUAAAACAACAUUUGUGCAUUUAGGAGCAUAUGAUUUUAAAUUUAAAGGUCAGUUUUUACUUUACUGGUUCACACAGACACUUUGGCUCAGUUUGCAUCGGGCAAGCUCGAGAAACUUCUAAAUAAUCUGCAUCUAACAGCUGGUGUGUCUUCAUUCCUCAUUAGUGUGUAUCUUGUUUAAAAUGCACCAUAGAUAUUUAGAUGUGUGUGAUUUCAGGAGAUGAUGGAGCACUCGGGAUGAAUCCAUGAAGGUUUUUUUGUAUGUUUUUUUCCAGUUUUACACCAUAAUAAACCAUUUAUAACAACAGGCGCGGCGAGCCAUAGUUUAUGUCAUCAUCAUAAUAACCUAAUUGGACUAUAUCUUUAAUGUGAGACAUUGUUUGUGCACUGUAAAAACAUUUAUACUCUCAUAACAGUGCGCGCACCCUCCCUUCGCUCUGUCCCUCUUGACUUGGUGACAGACCUAAAAGCCUUUUGUUGCAAUCUUAGCCAAUGGAGACGGAUUACGACACCGGGCAGCUGAGAUAUAUAAAGAGCCCCUUUUUGACCGCACUUGCACAUUUUUCAGUGACACUUCUGAACGUUCACACACCUCCAUGGACUUAAUUGUACAGAAGACCCCAAAACAACCAUUAUACUACAUGUGAGCGGACUAUGCAUUCAUCAGACAGAUAAUUUGUUCACUUUCAAUCAAAACAGCCCGCACCGAGACACACUGGAACGUACUUUUUCUUUUUUGUAUUUAUUGCAAAAUCUCCUGCUGCAAAAAAAAGAGGCAACUUCGGGGUGAUCGUAUUGGAUUAGACGCAUGUCACUGAUUCCCUGCCUUUUGUAGGAUAAGGCAAGGAGCGGCGCACAUCCAAGAGAGGGGAUAUAACGGGAUAACGCGAGUCAAAGGACAAGAAAAAGAAAGAAAAAAAGUUGCAUUGCCUUGUGUCCACGUAUCGUCAUGCCGAGGUACAACUUCUUACUGUGCUUGAUGGUGCUCAUCUCCCUGGGACAGUCGGGGAGCGAUGAGCCCAAUCUGCUGCUGCCUUCUGCCAGCGAGACGCCCACGGAUGCCGGGCUGUCCCUGCUGGACGAGGACGCCGGUUCCCACGAGUGCUCCGCCUGUGUUUGGAGGGAGCAGAGCAAAGUGCUGAGACUGGAGACCAUCAAGUCCCAGAUCCUGAGCAAGCUGCGUCUGAAGCAGGCUCCCAACAUCAGCCGGGAGGUGGUCAAUCAGCUGCUGCCCAAGGCGCCUCCGCUCCAGCAGCUCCUGGACCAUCACGACUUCCAGGGAGACGCGUCGUCCCAGGAUGAGUUUAUGGAGGAGGAUGAGUACCACGCCACAACGGAGUCCGUGAUCACCAUGGCCUCUGAGCCGGAGCCCCUGGUGCAGGUGAAUGGGAAGCCAAGUUGCUGCUUCUUCAAGUUCAGCCCCAAACUGAUGUUCACCAAGGUGCUAAAGGCCCAGCUGUGGGUGUACCUGCGGCCGCUACAGCAGACCUCCACUGUCUACCUGCAGAUCCUCCGACUGAAGCCCGUCACAGAGCAGGGCAGUCGCCACAUCCGCAUCCGCUCCCUGAAGAUAGAGCUCAACUCCAGGGUCGGCCACUGGCAAAGUAUUGACUUUAAGCACGUGUUGCAGAACUGGUUCAAACAGCCCCACACCAACUGGGGAAUCGACAUCAACGCCUUUGAUGAGAGCGGCAAUGACCUGGCGGUUACCUCGCUGCGACCUGGCGAGGAGGGGCUGCAGCCGUUCCUGGAAGUGAAGGUUCUCGAGACGACCAAACGUUCUCGGAGAAACCUCGGCCUGGACUGCGACGAGCACUCCACCGAGUCCCGCUGCUGUCGCUACCCUCUGACUGUGGAUUUCGAGGCGUUCGGCUGGGACUGGAUCAUUGCCCCCAAACGCUAUAAAGCCAACUAUUGCUCUGGCCAGUGCGAGUACAUGUUCAUGCAGAAAUACCCGCACACCCACUUAGUGCAGCACGCCAACCCCCGAGGCUCUGCAGGGCCCUGCUGUACUCCCACCAAGAUGUCCCCCAUUAACAUGCUCUACUUCAAUGACAAGCAGCAGAUCAUUCACGGCAAAAUCCCAGGGAUGGUGGUGGAUAGAUGUGGCUGCUCUUAGGCUGCAGGGGAGACGCACACUUGUGUACAGCCACCAUCGCAUCAAACCACCCAAAACCCUUACGGAGCUCUCCCCUGGCACCAGAACCCACUCCUCGGCACCAGAUUUCACUUUUGCUCAGCCACAAAAAUCAUCCCACUGGGUUUCCAUUUUUCCAGUAAUUAAAUUGAUUCUAACUGUAAAGAAAAAAAAGAUAUAAAUGAAACAUGAAUCAAAAAAAAAGGACUGAGUGAUGGAAAUACAGUACAUUAUGAAUGAUUUAAAGAGGUUGUCCAUGUGGAGCAGCUUCAGAAAACGGUAAAUGAGACAAAACUAUGUUAUAGAGUAUGUGUUAGUUUUGUGGGUUUUUAAAGAUUUUGUUUUUAAACGGCAUCUUUGUGAAAUGUCCAGGUUAGUGGAUUGAGAUGACAGGAGACAUUAAGCAUUUACAAUAUUUUUAAAGCAAUUUCAGUCCUAAGGUGAGUUUGAAAAUACUUAAUUUCACAGAUACACUUACUUACGGGUGAGAUUUGAUCCACAAAAAUGUUUGCAAGGGGGCAUGAUCAGAAUUAUUUUGCAAUCCAUCACUUUAACAAAAAGAACAAAAUCCAUGCUAAUGUGAGGAGGGUUUACCGUUAGAAAUACUCUUAUAGUAUAAAUCCAAAAUCUUGUUUACAGAUGUUUAGAGAUGUGCUCUGGAGAUGUAAAGUGUUGAGGAGAUCCAAAACCAAACCUAUACCCUCUAUUAAUGUAUAACACCCCAGUGUGACAUUCUCGAGUAUCUACGAAACCUUUCACAGUUACUUUGAUCUUUUUUUAUUUGUAGUCUUGUAAAACUCAAAAAAGGAAAAAAGAGAGAGAAGAGGUUAUACUAUUUUAACUCUACCUUUCAAAGCAGAUAAAUAAAGCCAGUACAGCUAUUUCUGCCAUUCUGAAAAAGUAGAUACAUAUACAGAUUUAGGUUUCAAUUGCACACUAAAGUCUAAAACAGUACUGUAAUGUAGAUGCACUCUGAAGUCAUUCGGCACCGCCUGGGAGAGGAGGAGGAGCAGGGUCCUGCAGGAUGACAAGAACCUGACAGAUUUCCUUUCUUCUGUGCAACAAGGGAAAAUACACUUUAACACCUUCAACUUUUGCAUUAAAUGUUUAAAACAGAGACGUAAAUGCACUGUUUCAUAACUUGAAGAGGCCUGGGACUGAGCAUGUAAUAACAAACAGAAAGCAAAAUCCAUACCCUGAAAUGAAACACACAAGGGUGUCAGUAUGCUCAAAUGUUCACCCUCCUGUAACCUUAAUGAUUUACUGAGCUGAAAAUAGCACAAAACAUGAUUUUACAGCAUUUUCACAAGACGUUUACACACAUACUUCCAGCACGCAUCUGUGUUUAAAAACAAGUACGCGUAAAUUAAGAAAGAGCAGUACCUUCAUUACUCAUGUAGAGCCAGUUCGUUCACUUGUUCUCAAUACUAGUUUCAGAAAAGAUAAAAAUAAAAAUGCAAAAUCCUUUAACUGCAGUACUGUACUCAGACGUAAUAGCUUUUUAUAAAUGACAACAAACCACAUAACGCGCAAAUAAAAUAAAAAAAAUCAAAAGAAUGUAACUCAACCACUGAUUUUAGUUUAGAGAACAUAUUUGAUUGCGUUUUGAAAUGCCCCCAUCCACCUCCACCUCAACUGUACCGUUGUGAUCAUAAUGGAGAAAAUAUUGUUAGUGCUUGAACACAGAGUAGAUUAGUACGCUUGAAGUCUGUCUUUGUCUCCUGGAUGUCAAAGCAAAGAUAUCCUUUUGUUGUAAACGAAAGCACUAUGCUGUUGGAUAAAGGAAGAGCCUUCUGACAUUAUAUAUAAAUGAUAUAUGUAUAUAUUAAAGAAAAGGGGUACAAAAACCUUUUUUGGGGCACUCUACCUUACCAACAAUAAAUUUUGCACUAUGGGACGUUCAUGGCGUGAGGAGGUAAAGUGUUGUUUGUGUUUUACCAAGCACAAGAGAGCUUGUACAGUAUAGGAUUAAAAAAAAAAAAAAAAAAACUAUUCAAGCUUCUGGUGAUCAACCAUAAACUAGAGAGGUUAUCACUCCUUUUUGAUACCAUCACGCUUUCCUGACUUUUGUCCGAAGCGGGGGCCUGUCCAUACACUCACACACUUCUAUCCAAUCUGGAACCUGGACGUACUGUACCAGCGGCCUGAAAGGCCUCCUUGCCCACUUUGGGUGAUAAGUCAUGUGUAUAAGUAUAAGUGUCUGGAUCAAUGAACAUAGAAUGCUUUAACUGGAAAUGGUCCGCCCACCAACUUUAAUCUGUUACCAUGUUAGAGAGACUACGUCCUUUUGACUUAAACAAUGUGUCGACUGUCUUGCGUAGACAUGUUUUUGCCUUUGUGUGUAUUUUAAGUGAAAGCACCCAUGUAAGAAUGGGAGGAGUAUCCAGGGAUUGUUAGCCAAAGUAGAGGAUGACAUGUUGUGUGCUGUAACUUUUGUGAUUGCAGGAAUAUGCUAGAACAUUUCAAAGGGAGGAAAAAGCUGGUUUAGGGGCAGUGGUUGGAAAUAAUUCAACUGAUCAAUUGUCUAUUUAUUAAUAUUAAUUACAAUGCAUUUCAAAGUCUGUCUACCUCACUUUAGCCCUCUAAAAAACCUUGCUUUUUUUAAUUUGUCAUCGAUUAAUCUGUGCAAACAUUUAACCCAUAAGAAUCCCCCACCCCACCCCACCCCCCCAAAAAAUGUAGAUGAAAACCACAGGGUCCCCUUGCUCUCAGGUUCAGAUUGAGUUAUUGACAGAGUGACUGAUGGUAGCGGCUCUGGUAAUGUGUGGUAAAAAGAAAUAAUUAGCUGUGCCCACAUCUAUGGCUUGUUGAGAAGUUGCAUUUUGAAUUUUAGUAUUUGUAUACUGGUAUGUGUGAGAGUGUUUUCAUAUAAAUAUAUGAGAGUAAGAAAUCUCUAUGUAAAUACCUACCCAAAUGUUGACAUUUAUGAUGUUUUGGACAGGUUCACCGCUUCUAAAGUUUUUCUCACUUUCCCCCUUCAUUCCUCCGUUCUUUGUGUAGUUUAAAGAAAAUCACCCCAACUUUGUAGUUUAAUGGUUGUGCAUAUGAAUAACUGUUCAAUUGUUAUUUUUGCCUUUUGUUGUUUAUUUACUGUCAUUUUUCUUUUGUACAAUAAAUCAUUUAUUUAGCUUA
Dicentrarchus labrax (European seabass) is the source of this 6971-nucleotide messenger RNA. It is a transcript of the gene gdf11, whose product is annotated as growth differentiation factor 11. NCBI's taxonomy places the organism in Eukaryota, Metazoa, Chordata, Actinopteri, Moronidae. The record is from RefSeq and is a predicted model, not a curated record. The coding region runs from base 2652 to 3821 and encodes 389 amino acids. Gene Ontology annotation, biological process: SMAD protein signal transduction. The transcript has 4 exons. Gene Ontology annotation, molecular function: cytokine activity; growth factor activity. Gene Ontology annotation, cellular component: extracellular region.